Pygocentrus nattereri (red-bellied piranha) is the source of this 2032-nucleotide messenger RNA. RefSeq names its product probable global transcription activator SNF2L2. The record is from RefSeq and is a predicted model, not a curated record. Gene Ontology annotation, biological process: chromatin remodeling. Gene Ontology annotation, cellular component: RSC-type complex. Gene Ontology annotation, molecular function: protein binding. The transcript is spliced from 6 exons. The coding region runs from base 251 to 1057 and encodes 268 amino acids. Lineage: Eukaryota; Metazoa; Chordata; Actinopteri; Characiformes; Serrasalmidae.
GAGAGACACAGAAAAAGAAAGAGAGGGAGAGGGAGAGGGAGCCGAGGCUCGAGGCCUUUCCACAGGGGACAAUCUGAGAGAAAGGCACUUCACGGCAAUUCUGCUCUCCUUCUCUUUCUGCCACUCUCUCUCUCCCUCGCUCUCUCCUCGCUCCCUCUCUCAUCAUCCCAACGCCAAUUGAUUUGUGUAUGAAAAGCUGGGCGCUUUUUUCGCCCCCCUCUCCGUCGGCGCGUUGUGAGUUGAUCAGCUGAUGAAGAGACUGAGCGCGCGCUGCAAUGCUGGGCUGCUAAUUCUCUCGCCUCCAGACAAGCGCCAGCCUGGAGACCACAGUCAGUCUCAGGCCAUCCAAAACGGAGUGUCUGAGGAUAUGGAGGAGGAAAGUAGUUUGAAGAAACGAAAAAGUGAUCACCAGGGCAACCAGGCCUCUGAGACCGGGCAGGAGGUCGUUGAAAAGGUCAAAAAGCGAAGGGGUCGGCCUCCAGCUGAGAAGCUACCACCAAAUCCCCCGAAACUCACCAAACAAAUGAACACACUUGUUGACAUGGUCAUGAACUACAAAGACACGUUGGGCCGUCAGAUCAGUAAAGGAUUUGUUCAGCUGCCUUCAAGGAAAGAGGUACCAGAAUACUACGAGCUUAUUCGUAAGCCUGUGGACUUCCGAAGGAUCAGGGAACGAGUGCGCAACCACAAGUACAGGUGCAUUGCAGACUUGGAAAAAGAUAUAAUACAGAUGUGCCACAAUGCUCAAACUUACAACCUGGAGGGAUCUCAGAUCUUUGAGGAUUCCAUUGUCCUGAAGUCAGUCUUUGAGAGUGCAAGACAACGGAUAGUAGAAAUCCACCAAGAGGACAACGAUGCAGUUGGAGGCAGUGAGGCAGACUGUGCUGAUCAUUUAAAUCUAGAAUUAAAAUCGGAAGCAACAAACACAAAGUUUGACAAGAACAGAGAGAGAAGUAAGACUGCUCCUGCUAAUUCCAGCGCUAAAGUGAAAGAUAUUUACAGCGAUGAGGAUAGUGCUGAAGACCAGGGGGAUAACACAGGCCUGGAAGAUGGCUGAAUUGCUUCUUCUGUACACAAGCCUCUUACCACUCAAUCAUCUUGCUAUCAUUGGAAAAUCAUCAAUUCAUCCAUCACAUCAUUUUUCUGUGACUUGGUUCAGUGAAUGCAAAGUUCCAAAUUUGAUGGCAGACUUAAUCCCACUUUACAGGAUGCUAACUAACACAUUGAGAUACAAUUAAUUGGAUUACAUUGUAAUCACCUUUCAGCAUCAUUACAGUAAUUAAUGUAUGCUUACAAUAUAAAGUUACACAUAUUGUGGGAACGAUAAGAAGCAAAGCAAACAGUAAACAAGCAAAGGUGAUUGGAUAUAUUCUAACAUUUAUUUUCAUUUUGUAUUUUUUUGGAAACACUUUAAAAGUUGAGGAUGUAUUAACUUAUUUUCACUUAGAAAAUCAACAAAAUGUGUAAUUUGACCAUAGACGCCCAAACAUUUGCAUAUAACUGUAUGUUACUGUUAUAAUAAAUGCAAAGAUAAAUGAGGAUGUGACAACUACAAUUCUCUAGUUUUAACAGAAGCAUUCACCUUUCAAUGGCGUGAUUGAUGUCUGCCAGCCAUUGCAUCUCAUUUAUCCCAGAUGUUGCUAUUUUUAUUGGUUCUUUUGUGUCUGUAAGAACCUGGAGCAUUCCCGUUUGUGCAUUUUUGUCCUCACAGGUUGCAUCCAUCUUUGAGAACAAAACUGAAACCUGAAUCAAAUAGCACCACGUAUUUAAUCAAUUAAUGUCUUGACUAUAUGAAUAAUGAGCUCUGUCUUGUCUUGGAGCACGAUGUACUUUGCUGGAUGGAAACUGCCCUCAAAGAGAGGCGCCUAAUGAAUACACUGUCGAGCGGUGGGUCGAAGUUUGAGGGAUGGGAAAGAUGAUGGCUUUAUAGAUAGAUUUUGAAAUAAAGUUUUUAAGGUUUAUAUGACAUGAAAGUGCAAUGAGGUUUGAUUCAAAUCAUCUUAAUUGAUAAUAAACAUUUUUUAUAAAUACC